Pipistrellus nathusii (Nathusius's pipistrelle) is the source of this 987-nucleotide messenger RNA. The record is from the annotation of a GenBank genome assembly. Lineage: Eukaryota; Metazoa; Chordata; Mammalia; Chiroptera; Vespertilionidae.
AUGAUAGACAAAAAUCAAACCUGUACAGGACAGGACUCUAUGCCCUAUUUGAGUUGUCUGAUUCACAUAUUUGAAGGAUGGUUUGGUGUGGAACAAUUGGAGGACUAUUUGAAUUUUGCAAACUAUCUCGUAUGGGUUUUUACACCACUAAUACUUUUAAUACUUCCUUACUUUACUAUUUUUCUUCUCUACCUUACUAUUAUUUUCUUACACAUUUAUAAGAGGAAGAAUGUAUUAAAAGAAGCCUAUUCUCAUAAUUUAUGGGAUGGCGCAAGGAAGACAGUAGCAACUCUGUGGGAUGGACAUGCAGCAGUUUGGCAUGGUUAUGAAGUUCAUGGAAUGGAAAAAAUACCAGAAGGACCAGCACUUAUUAUUUUUUAUCAUGGAGCUAUUCCCAUAGAUUUUUAUUACUUCAUGGCUAAAAUUUUUAUCCAAAAAGGCAGAACUUGCCGAGUAGUAGCUGAUCACUUUGUCUUUAAAAUUCCAGGGUUUAGUUUAUUACUUGAUGUGUUUUGUGCUCUACAUGGACCAAGAGAAAAAUGUGUUGAAAUUCUGAGGAGUGGGCACUUGUUAGCUAUUUCACCAGGUGGAGUUCGAGAAGCCCUAAUUAGUGAUGAAACCUACAACAUCAUAUGGGGUAAUCGUAAAGGCUUCGCUCAGGUUGCAAUUGAUGCAAAAGUGCCCAUUAUUCCUAUGUUUACACAAAAUAUUCGUGAAGGAUUUAGAUCACUUGGAGGAACAAGAUUAUUUAGGUGGCUUUAUGAAAAAUUCCGCUAUCCCUUUGCUCCAAUAUAUGGAGGUUUUCCAGUGAAGUUUCGUACCUACUUAGGUGAUCCCAUUCCAUACGAUCCGAAGUUAACAGCAGAAGAAUUAGCCGAAAAGACAAAGAAUGCUGUUCAAGCUUUGAUUGAUAAGCACCAAAGAAUACCGGGAAACAUUAUGAGUGCUUUGUUAGAACGUUUUCAUAAAGGUCAAAACAGCCACUAG